GGGCAUCUCUUUGUCCUAUUUAAAUCUGCAUGACGCUUGAUUGUUUGACUUGUCUCUUGUUUUUAAGUUUUAAUUGCACAGACACAGAGACAAGAUAUACAUGUGCGAAGGAAGCAUAAUUGAGAACCCACAGAUUCAGAGCUUUAACCGUAACUACUCAGAGUAGCAGAAAAUGCUGCGGGCUGGAUUCAGAAAGUGUUUCAUCUUAAGAGUUUUAGUUGCUCCAACCUCUCACAGACAGUUUUCUGCUCACCCAGGAAGCAAACUAGAGGGGAAGGUAGCUUUGAUCACAGGCGCAGCAAGUGGCAUAGGAAAAGAGACAGCAACCAAGUUCAUCAACGAUGGUGCCAAAGUAGUGCUGGCCGAUAUCCAGAAAGAUCAAGGCCAACAAACGGCUCGAGAACUUGGCCCUAAUGCUGCGUUUAUCCCGUGUGAUGUCACCAGGGAAUCCGACGUCUCACAGGCAGUGGACUUCACAGUCUCCAAACACGGCCAACUUGACAUCAUGUACAACAAUGCUGGCAUUGCUUGCCACACACCGCCUAGCGUAGUCGACCUCGACUUGGCUACAUUCGACCGAGUCAUGGCGAUCAAUGUCCGGGGAGUCCUGGCCGGGCUCAAGCACGCGGCCCGUGUCAUGAUCCCGAGGCAGAGUGGGGUUAUCCUUUGCACCGCAAGUGUCACAGGCCUAAUGGGAGGGCUAGCACAGCAUACUUAUUCCAUAUCAAAGAGCAGUGUGAUUGGGAUUGUGAAGUCAGCCGCAUCAGAGCUGUGCAGUCAUGGGAUUAGGAUCAACUGCAUAUCCCCUAUGGCUAUUCCAACUCCCUUUGUGAUGGAAGAACUGAAGAAGUACUAUCCCGGGGUUGAUGCACAGAAGCUGGUGAAGAUGGUACACGAUUUCAGUGUGCUGCGGGGAGCUUUUUGUGAACCGAGCGACAUAGCAAAUGCUGCUUUGUUUCUUGCAUCUGAUGAUGCCAAGUUUGUUAGUGGGCAUAAUCUGGUAGUCGACGGUGGUUUCACAUCAAUCAAGAGUUUAAGUCUCCCCACAGGUGAUCAACUCUGAUGAAGUUUGCCAGCUUCCUUUUGUUUUUUUCUUUCUUGUCCAUUUUUAUUGGCGAGAGUUUAGAGCUAUUUGGUCGGUUUUAGGAAAAUUACAGAGAGUACCAAAUAACGUAAGAAGAGACUGAUGAGAUCACCGGUGGGCUAUGGUAAAGAUUGAUUGAGACAGCCGCAGAGUAGGUCAUAUGUAGUAAAAGGAUGAACAAGAUCUGUUUGGUCGGGGGGAAAAGGAAAAGAGAUAUCAGAAUAUGUUGCAAAAGAGGCACAGUUUCUGAACUCUUGGAGAACAGUAUUGCUGCUAUAAACCAUAUAUGUUUGUGACUAAUGCAAAUUGAGUAGACUUCUAAAGAA
Messenger RNA from Sesamum indicum (sesame), 1410 nucleotides. RefSeq names its product NAD(P)-binding Rossmann-fold superfamily protein. Gene Ontology annotation, molecular function: oxidoreductase activity. NCBI's taxonomy places the organism in Eukaryota, Viridiplantae, Streptophyta, Magnoliopsida, Lamiales, Pedaliaceae. The record is from RefSeq and is a predicted model, not a curated record.